This is a messenger RNA of Daphnia magna, 4243 nucleotides long. It is a transcript of the gene CenG1A, whose product is annotated as centaurin-gamma-1A. The record is from RefSeq and is a predicted model, not a curated record. Gene Ontology annotation, cellular component: nucleus. Lineage: Eukaryota; Metazoa; Arthropoda; Branchiopoda; Diplostraca; Daphniidae. Gene Ontology annotation, molecular function: GTP binding; protein binding; GTPase activity.
AGAGUGUAGAUUGCGCGGAAAAAUGGUGAAGCGUCUUCGUUGUCAACAGAAAAGCCCAAGCAAGCAGGUGCGAAGCCGUGCUAUGUUUGUUUCUUUUUCUCUAUUUUGAUGUAAUUUCUUGUAAUAUCAAGCGAAAACACAAACUCUAAAGUCUCAGCCAGAUCUUGCAACAUCAACUGCAUAACAUUUGGGUGCUUGCCAGCAAAUUGCUUGUGUUGGUGCAACUUAUUUUCAGCCUGUGCUCUGGCACGUUUAAAGAAUCGCACUUUGUGGCGAUUGAUUUUUUCGUCAGACUGUUUGCAGUGUUUUACCAGAUCACUACAUUGAAAGGCAUUUCCAUCAUUUGGUGAUUUCAGACAUGAGUCUCUGCGUCUGAAAAACAUGUUCCUGGUUGUUGACAACAUCUAAAAACAUUUAUGUCCAAAGAAACCACUUUGACGAGAAUGAGCAUCAAUCGUCCCCUGACUCAGGUUCAACCAUAUUGGAACAACUCAACGGCCAUCAGGCAGGAGAUUCAGCGCUUUGAGAGUGUCCAUCCUUCCAUCUAUGCCAUCUACGACCUCAUCGAAUCCAUACCAGAUCCUAUCCUGGGACAGCAGAUUAGAGACAAUGUUGUGUGCAUCGAAGAUUCGUUCGUGAAUAGUCAAGAAUGGACGCUAUCGAGAGCGGUGCCCGACUUGCGUUUGGGUAUCGUCGGUUCGCUGGCGUCGGGCAAAUCGGCACUGGUCCAUCGUUACCUCACCGGCUCCUACAUGCAGGAGGAGUCACCCGAAGGCGGUCGAUUCAAAAAGGAGAUCUCUAUCGACAGCCAGUCUUACCUUCUCCUCAUCCGCGAUGAAGGCGGCUCACCCGAACAUCAAUUCACUGCCUGGGUGGAUGCGGUCAUCUUCGUCUUCAGCCUGGAAAGCGAAGCCAGUUUCAAUGCCAUCUACAACUAUCACGACAAAAUGGCGCAGUACCGCAACGCCGCCGAGAUCCCGUUCAUCCUCGUCGGCACUCAAGAUGGAAUUAACGAGGCGAAUCCACGGGUGGUGGACGAAGCGAGAGCUCGCAAUCUGGCGGCCGUCCUCAGACGUUGCUCCUACUACGAAACGUGCGCCACCUACGGGCUCAACAUCGAGCGGGUCUUUCAAGAUGCUUGCCAGAAAAUUGUGCAACAAAGGCUGAAUCCACUUGGGGCGCCAUCUGCUGGCGUCGUGAGUGCGGCAGCGGCUCAACGUCCGACGACGCCUAAUCACUACUCCCUUGGCCGGCACUACAAUCAACAACAACAACAGCACGCGACCGGCAGUACGACGUCCAUCACGACCGGUGGCGGAGUCUCUGGACCCACCGGCGUGGCCGGCAGCGCCACGCCACGGCGGACGAACAGCAACCACAAUAUGACGGGCAACAACAGUGCGAGCAGCAGCGGCAACAGUAGCACCAGCAACAACAGCAACAACAACGCGGCCGCCAAUAACACGCUCGUUUCCAGCGGUUCGACCUCCUCGUCCGUCGCAGUCGCACCUCCCGCCGAGAAGCAUCUCAACGCUAUGGGUCCUACGACGCAGAGUUCACAAUCCGGCAACGCCCUGGGAUCGGCUGAAAGUCUGGCGCUGCUCCGCAGCACGCCACCGUCCACCAUUGACACGCUGUCGGUGCCGGGCAAAGAUAAGGACGGCAAAGAUUUGCCGACGCCUAGUUCGACGCCCACGACAUCGAGGAAAUCGCGUCGGCGAUCGAACUUGUUCACGCCUUCGUCAUCCAAGAAGGAGGACAAAGACAAAAGCGAAAAGGACAAAGCCAAAAAUAGCAAUGGCGGAGGCGAGUUGGGCAGCGGUCGAGCCAUUCCCAUCAAACAAGGUUACCUGUACAAGAGAUCGCACAAUGCGCUCAACAAAGAUUGGAAGAAGAAGUACGUCACCCUGGGCGACGAUGGCAAGCUCACCUAUCAUUCGAGUCUACACGAUUACAUGGAUGACUCGCAUGGCAAAGAGAUCUCGUUGCAGUACGUGACGGUCAAAGUGCCUGGUCAGAAACCUCGUGGAUCUCGUGGCACGCAACUGCAACAACAGCCGACCCCUGGAGUGGCACUGACACCUGGGCUGGUUCCAGGUGCCAACGGAGUCUUGAACGAACCCAUCACGACCGGAUUUCCGGGCAAUAAAGAUAAGCGUACGGAAAAGAACACGGUCAUGCUGACAGCGUACGAAGUGCUGAAAGACCCGGUUAGUCGCAUGCUGAUGGGUAGUGGAAAUGGAGGAGAUGAUCCAUCGUCACAGAACGCCAUUAACGGCGGAAUAGCCGACAAUAGUGCGAAAACGGAAACGCCCAGUGUCAAGAAGAGACACAGGCGCAUGAAGAGCUCGAGCAACAAAGCCAACGAUCUCGAUGAUUGCGAUGGAUACGAAUUCCAGAUUGUUUCUUUGGACAAUAAAAUUUGGCAUUUCGAGGCUGCCAGCGUCGAAGAGCGCGAAGAGUGGGUGACUGCCAUUGAACAUCAAAUACUCAGCUCACUGCAGGGAAAUGAAAGCAGCAAAUCCAAAUCGCGGAUGAACAGUCUGGUCGAUGCUGCCUCCAUACAAUCAUUAAGAUCGACAGUCAUCGGCAACGCGAACUGCGCCGAUUGCGACGCUCCUAAUCCCGACUGGGCUAGUUUGAAUCUCGGAGUUUUGGUGUGCAUCGAAUGUUCGGGCAUCCACCGCAAUUUGGGCUCGCACAUUUCCCGAGUUCGAUCGCUCGAUCUAGACGAGUGGCCACCUGGGCAUAUCGCCGUCAUGCUCGGUUUGGGUAACACGCUCAGCAACAGUAUAUGGGAGGCAAGGAUAAGAGGCGUUAAACCAGGACCGCAAUCGAGCCGAGACGAUAAGGAGCGUUGGAUUCGUGCAAAGUAUGAACACAAGGAAUUUUUGGCUUUGCCUUCGUCUUCCGGCUCGCUCGGUCAACAGCUGAUUGACGCAGUCUGCCGCUCCGAUUUGAAAACGGUGGCCUUGCUGCUGGCCCGAGCCGGACCAGAGGACGUGAACUGUAGCGUGGCUGUCCGUGAUCUGAGAACGCCCCUCCACUUGGCCGCCACCUUAGGCAAUUUGGCUCUAGUCCAGCUUUUACUCUGGCACAACGCCAACGUUAAGGCACUUGACCAAGAAGGUCGGACAUGUCUAACCUUUGCACGAGUCAGCAAUUCGCCCGAUGUGAUUGAGCUGCUCAUUGCCAAUGGGUGCCCGGAAGGACCGUCUUCGAUUUCCAGUUUCAGCACUCUCAACCGCCGCAAGACCAUCAACCUCACGAGCACCACUAAUCUGAUGGGCAAAGCCGAACAGGGUCUUUAAUGUUAAACGGCCCGUUCAACAACCAACAGCCAGUCACAGCACGUUGUUCAAUUUGUCAACACAAACUCACACAGACACUAUUGCAUUUGUUUCUAUAGAGCAAACAAUCACGUAUUUUGUUUUUUUUGUGUUUUUUUUUGUUGUCACUUUUUCUUUUUCUCCCCUUGCCACAAGUCCUUUUGGGUAUUGGGUAUUGGGAAUCCGGAAAUGAGUUGCAAACAAAUGUACCAGUUUAAUAUUUGCGUUGUAGGAAAGACAAUUCCGUCCGUCAGGCGUUUAUGCCCGGAUUUGUCUCUCAGUGAACAGUUUUUCAUUCUUCUUCUUCUUCUUCUUUUAUUUCAUAUUGCUCUCUUUAUUUCCCCGUACUCACGUCAAAAUUCAUGCAGCACCUACAUGCACGUCAUUUUAAACACCACACUCUUGUCCCUUUUACUUAUCCCCUCUCAGACGUGUUAUUUUGAAGAGAAAAAUGACAAAAUUUUAUGACAUUCCGUCUCUUUUUCGGGUUAUCCACGUUAAAUUAUAUGCCCUGUAGGAUAAAAGUGAAAAACUCCUUGCCUCGCUAUCCUUUCUGAGAAUGUUGUUUUCUUUUCUUUUUCGUUGACGAGCAACCAAUUGUUUGUUUGUUUAUUUCUCUUUUUCCUUUAGUUUGGAAUCGGCUAAGUGUCUAGUUAGAUUGUUGAGUGGUGUCUACCACUUGACGUGAAAAGGAAUGGCACAAAUUCAGUGAAGUGGCAAUCUAUUUAUCUGAUUGGUUUGGUAUCGCCCUUGAUAGAAAAAGAUAACAAAAGUUUGGCGUUUAAUCGCGUUUCUUAUUUGUGGUGUGUGUACGUGUGUCUGUAUGUAUGAGUCUGGCCCUGUAUGCAUUACGAAAAGAAAAAAAAAGAAACAGGAGAAAGUUGAAGUUCAAUAAAGGUGUCCUGUCAUUGUUA